AUGAAUGUCGAAAAUAGUACUUCAACUAUCGAUUUCACGCCUACGGAAGAGCCGAUCGAUGAGCUUGAGAACACGCUGGCACUUGUUGAGAUUGGGGCGGUGGGCUUUAUCGGUGUUGUACUGGGACUUGCUGCUGUACACGUUAUUCGCCGAAAUUCUAUGAUUAAAGGUAUCGUCGAAAUCUACUGUCUGCUCGACCUGGCUAACUUACUGCUUAUUAAUGGUGGUCACCUAUUUUGGGGCUUGCCUUGCGCGCUUUGGGGCAUCAACGAAUCCUGGCCGACGCUAGACUAUAUCUUUUCCGCAUUGACCUUUACGAGUGUAUCCCUCGGCUUUCCGCCAAAGCUCUUCCUCAGCAUCAAUCGCUUUUUCGCGCUCUCAUUUGAGGGCCGAUUCUAUAAUUCGUUACAAAGAACGCAUGUUGCUCAAUAUUUCUUUAUGCUAAUUUACACGCUGGGCACGUUUAGUGCUUAUAUGAUACCGGGUUGCGGCGCAACGUUUGUGGCCGAUGGGUUGAAUAUAUUUUACAUAGAAGCGAGUUGUGGGGAAAGGAUUAUGUAUUUCACGCAGAUCAUCGCCAGCUGGAUCUUCCUCCCGGUUAAUGUCUUCUUUGAUCUCUUGAUCUGUAUUUUAAUGCGGAGACGAUUACGACUAUUACAUGCAAAACAAAACCACGAUAGUCGACAAAAGAAGGAGCAACUGAGGAUGGAGAUGAACCUGGCUUUGCAGAUAGCCGUGAAUCUGACGACAGGGCUGAUUCUGAAUGUCACAAUAACGAUCGCGGAGGAAUCCCUAUGGUCCAGUUGGGCUACGUUCCUCUGCUAUACGGCACUCUGGCAGAUUUGUACCCUCAUCAAUUGCAUCAGCUACAUCGUAUUCCUGCGUGAGAAGGAGAGGUCGACGGGCAAACUUUCCAUUUCCAUGACCACGCAAAUUCUGAAGCGUCAACCA
Mesorhabditis spiculigera is the source of this 951-nucleotide messenger RNA. The record is from the annotation of a GenBank genome assembly. Lineage: Eukaryota; Metazoa; Nematoda; Chromadorea; Rhabditida; Rhabditidae.